Messenger RNA from Paralichthys olivaceus (Japanese flounder), 3824 nucleotides. RefSeq names its product arylacetamide deacetylase (gene aadac). The record is from RefSeq and is a predicted model, not a curated record. Gene Ontology annotation, molecular function: carboxylic ester hydrolase activity; lipase activity. Lineage: Eukaryota; Metazoa; Chordata; Actinopteri; Pleuronectiformes; Paralichthyidae. Gene Ontology annotation, cellular component: membrane.
UGCACGAGACACGGACACGCAUCACGGUACGCGCACGAGCAGCAAAGCAAAGCCAAGAACAUGCACGCCGACAUUACCAUCAAAUGACAACCGGACACGUGCUGUCAUAUUUAGCUGUUGUGGAUCCAAAAUUGAAUUCCGUGCGUAAAAAGCUUUUGUCGCGCAGCAGAGCGACGUGUGAACAAGCUGCGGCUCACAGCCCGUUUGUGUUUCGCACCCUGUAGUCAGACAAUUGUAAAAUGAGGUUGGGAAGCAUCAUUUUACUCGUCGCCCUCUGCUCGUUUACCGCUUAUUAUAUUUAUGAGCCCAUUCCCGAGGAGAUAGAGGAGAGAUGGAAACUCAUGCUGACCAACUGCUUCUUCAGAAGUCUCAGCCACCUGGCAGACCUCAGUGAAUUGCUGGGGCUGAAGGACUACAUGGGGGUAAUGUACUUCAUUACUCUGGCUGAAAGGGUGGUGCCCGUGUCCGACCAGCACGUCAAGGUUACAGAGGAAAAUUUUGACGGAGUCGAGGUGGUGCUCUACCAGCCAAAGCAACAGGGCGGUGGUGAAGAACUCAGGAGAGCCAUCAUAUACCUGCACGGUGGAGGAUGGUGUCUUGGCAGCUCCCGAAUGAGUCCAUACGAUCUCCUGGCCAGAGAAUUAGUCACUGAGCUUGAUGCAGUUGUUCUUUCUGUGGAGUACCGCCUCGCCCCUGCUCACCACUUCCCCGUACCGUAUGAGGACGUGUACCGUGUGGUCAAACACUUCCUCCAGAAGGGGGUGCUGGCCCAGUACUCUGUGGACCCAGGACGCAUAGCUGUGUCUGGGGAUAGUGCUGGAGGGAACCUGGCAGCUGCCGUCUCUCAACAGUUACUAAAAGAGCCUGGAGAGCAGAUUCAGUUGAAGGCCCAGGCGCUCAUCUACCCGGUGCUCCAGGCGCUGGACCUCAACACUCCUUCAUAUCAGCAGAACCAGGACAUGCCCAUUCUACCCCGGACCCUCAUGGUGCGGUUCUGGAGCGAGUACUUCACCAGCGACAAAGCUCUUUUCAGAGCCAUGAUGGCGAACACCCACAACAACCACGAGUCUUCCAGUCUGCUGAAGUUUGUCAACUGGAGCGCCUUCCUUCCAGAAACGUACCACAGAGAAUACAACUACAGUGCGCCCGCUGUGGUGCAGGGAGUCGGGGGGGAGGCAACGGGGAUGGACGGACCGUCUCGAUCUUUGGCUGACCCGAGGGCGUCGCCUCUGCUGGUUCCAGACACGGCCUUACACUCUCUGCCCAAGGCCUACAUUAUGACAUGUGAGUAUGACGUUCUCCGAGAUGAUGGCAUCAUGUAUGUCACACGGCUCCGGGCUGCUGGUGUCGAGGUGUCACACGAACACUAUGACACAGGAUUUCACGGAGCGCUGAUGUUCACUGUGUGGCCCACUGACUUCCUGAUUGCACGCCGCAUGACAGACAACUAUAUCAAAUGGCUCAAGGAAAACUUGUAAAAACUCCUGACUUAUUAUAAUCAUUCCAGCUUGGGUUUUGUUUCGCCACAAUGCACCAAAGUUUGUUUAGGUGCCAUUUGUUUUCCAAUCUGUGUUUAACUUUUGUGUUGUUUAGUUCUUGUUUGUCGGUCAGGCUAUCUUUCUGUAAAUAUAUUUAGAAAUAUAUUAACAUCUUUUAUUUUCCCACUCAUGUGUUAGAUAGCAGGUCAGGAAAUGAGAAUUUGAAAUAAGAUUUAAAAGUAUUUUACAUAUAGUAGUAAAACACAAUGCAUAUGAAACUAAAAUGGCACUAUAGAGAGCAAACCUCAGCCAAUGCCCAGUAGUCCCCUUAUCAAACCCCAUUUAAAUUCACUAAAUCAAGAUUUUUGUGAAAAUUUAUUGGGUUCUUAUCUGACCUACUAAAUCUUUCCGCUAAGUUUCAUGCUAAUCAGUCUUUUGUGUAAUCUUCAAAAACAAAUCCAUUCUCUUUAGCAGAAGUAAUCAACACUUGCACAUAAAAGUAGUAAUGAGUUUAUUGUCCAACAACCAUAAAGCUACCUAAAAAAGUAAAACCCUGCAACAUCACUAAGGUUGCUGUAUUGUGGAUUGUCAUUACUUUAUUUUUGCUGACUAACUGGCCCUGGCUCAUUCUUGUUUCCCCCUGAAGGACCCACUACCUGUUCACUGCAUCAACGUCAUACUAGUCAUGCGUAUCACUCAUUACAAAAAAUAUUUUCCCUUUAGAGGUUUUCAGAAUCCAGGAUAAAACUUCUCAAAGCAGAACAGGAUUUUCACAACAGCAAAAAAUAUAGUCACCUUGGCCAAAGUUAACAUUCAUCACUGAGCACAAGCUGACUCUGAAACCUGAGAAUGUUUAAAUGUCUUUGCAAUAUAACGUCUCAUGUGUAAAGGUCACUGAUGCUUUAGAAAUAGAGCAAAACAAGGACAGAACUAAACCUGAGUAACAACUAAGCAAACGUUACACACAGCUCACAUAUGCUGAUACAGUAACUAUGGUAUCUUCAAUGGUAUAAUUCAAUGGUAUCUUUAUUAGCAAAACAUGCAGAAGUACAACAAAAAAAAUUUUUUUGCUUGUUUGCUUCGUAACAUGUGGGCUACACCCAAAUUAAUUUGAUCAGCCACAUUCCACACAGCAUUGCUAUUUAUAUUAGCUUUAUCAGAGUAUUGCUAUCUAUAUUAGUUAGAUACAAGUAGAGGCGAUGCUGUAGCAGCCUCAAAACAGUCCUCACACCAUGCAGACAUGUAAAAAAUGAAGAAGAGACAGAUUAUGUCCUGCAGGAAAUUGAGCAACAUUUUAAGUGUAGCCUUGAUCUUUACAGUACGUCACAUGUCUCUUAACCAGGUGAAUAUUAAAAACUAGAAUGGCCUCCAGCAGACAGUCCCCUCAGGAAACCACAUUUAGAUUCACUCAAUCUGGAUUUUUAUUUGGAUCUGCACCAAAUUCAGUCUCCUAAACAUUUUUUUUUCCAAUUAAUAACCAUGAAUUCAUCUCACACUAUUUAAGAGAGGAAGAGAGCAUCCUUCACUGGUAUUUCUUGUGUUAUAUCUAAGUAACAGGCAAAAAAAAAACUAGAAUAGAGUGCAAGCCUCAAUACGGUCAAGAUCCAUGAAUCAUUCUGAGAAAUUAACAAAUAUGAAAUUGAAACAUGCCCUUCCAUUUUGGAGUGGAUCUGCCCCCUGAUCCAGAUCCACGGCCAUGCCCCCCAUCAAAAUUUUAGCGAAAUUGUUUGAGUUAGAAAUAAUUUUGCUUUGGUUCCUGUAAGAGGAAGUUUUAAGACCAAGUUCUGGCUUCAUGAUGAAAUUGUGAUGUGAAAAUGUGUGUAGAACGAAAAUUAAAUAAAUGUCUUGCACAAACACUACAUGCAUGUCACUGAUCUCACUGCAAUUUGUUGUCACCAGUCAACCUUUAGCUCCGGAUGUACAAGAAUCAUGACACAAAACUAGACUCUCCCUUUUUAUCUUUAUGUCUGUGGGGGAAAUCCCCUUGUGACUUCUCUGCACAUGGGAUGACUAUCUGUAAGAUAACAGGGAGGUUUAAAGUUCUAGUUCUAGUUAAUGUGAAACAGAUAUGAUCUUCUUGACUCAGCUUUCAGGCUUGUCUUUUGUUUGAUGGUUUCUUUCUUUCUUUCAUUUUUUUCCCCCAGUUACUCAUUCAAAAUAAACAACCACUUAAAGUAUGUAACUUUUGAAACAAGUCAGUGCACUGCAGAGAAACAUGGCUCUCUUGCUUAAGCACUGCUUUGUUUUCAGUUGUAAAUAUGACGCUAUUUCUGUGUUGGAUUCCCUCUUGGAGAGUGUUUUUGAUUUGCUUUUUUAAUGUCAUCUGACAAUAAAUUGACUUGACCA